AUGUCGUCUUGCCCACUUUGCGGCUACGGCAUCAGCACGUUCGCAAUCUCCCUUGACGCCGAGUUUGUCAUGUGCGGGAACGAAAACUGCACAUAUCCAUUUGAAGAAGACGCCAAGGUCAUCCGUGCCGCGGUUACCGACAAACGAUCUCCAGAAGCUAUUGCCGUUGCUCGGAAAAGGAAGGCACAGUCGUUGGUGUCACCGGACACGAAGGCAACAGCCAAAAAAUCGAAAAUGGACGGUCAACGAAAGACUACGCCACCAACGGCCGUAUCUGCUGGGCCUUCCUCAUGCAGUGUUAAGCCGCUCGCCAAACUGACUUCUGCAGCACCCGUCAAAUCUCCAUCAACAUUAACGGCAGUACCACCAAACCCUGUCAGAGCGCAUUUGACAGCAAGGGUUCCUGCAACGCCUGCCGAUCAGCUUACGCUUUCAGAUCUGCGGUCUGUCGACGCUUCUUUGGCGCCCAAGGUUGGACAGAGCGCUAUACCUGCUAGCGGCCAGACAAACGCGACAACCUCGAACAACCUUUUGUCGUCUAUUCCGGAUUUUGAAAACGUUGUUGACUCGACAGUUACCUCCCCAACGAUACUAUCGACCGCAUUGGGCACGUCGUCCACUAGAACCUCCGCAAAGCCAGCAAAGUUAUCGACAUCAUCCACAGCAAACUUUGCAACACCCGCGUCUACUCCAUUAUCAUCACCUACCGAACUGCUUUCAGCAUCCGAUUUCUUUUCGGUCGACGCCGCCAUGGUGACAACAGCCGAGCUUACGAGUACACCUGCAGCAACUCCACCAGACACGACGUCUCAUUCGGACGCCCAUGCGCUCUCCGAUUUCCUUUCAUCCAUUCCGGAUUUCGACACCACUACCACGGCGAACUUUCCUCCUAACAGCUCCUCGAAUCUGGACGACUUUCACAGCCUCUCUCUGGACUUCUUAGAUACCGAGCCUUGGACACCUCCUGUCACUCCUCCCAACCAACCAUUACCCAUCGACACGCUCUCGUCCAAGCAGAAUCUAGACAUGUCUGCAGCCAAUCUUGAGAGCCUUCUUUUUGACAACGACUUUGAAAUCGCCUUUGAUCAGGAAUUCUCGGCGGAACUUCAAGCCGUUCUCCAAGGGUAA
Linnemannia hyalina is the source of this 1128-nucleotide messenger RNA. Lineage: Eukaryota; Fungi; Mortierellomycota; Mortierellomycetes; Mortierellales; Mortierellaceae. The record is from the annotation of a GenBank genome assembly.